AUGGCCUCCAAUGUGGAACGCAAUUUGGAGUCGCCGGAAACCCUGGGCGGAGGAGGCUGGACUAGACUCGAGCUCCUCCUCCUGCACCAAAGGGAGUCGCCGCCGCCUGGUCUCUUAACAGCCGCGGGGGGAAGGGGUUACAUCCGGGAAACUCGUGAAGGAAAUGUAAUAUGUCUUUUGGUUCAUGAAAUAAUUAUUUCUGCUGAUCUUUAGUUCCAGAAGGCUGACUCUGAUCUGGAUUACAUUCAGUACAGGCUGGAAUAUGAAAUCAAGACUAAUUAUCCUGAUUCAGCAGGCAAGAAAAAUCCUGUUACACUCUUAAAGGAAUUGUCAGCAAUAAAGUCUCGAUAUCAAACUUUGCAUGCACGCUUUAAACCAAUUGCUGUCGAGCAUAAAGAGACUAAGAGCCACAUUUGUGCUACUUUCAAUAAGACUAUGACCUUGAUACAAGAACUACAAAAGCAAACAGACCUGAAGCUGUUACCACUGACUGAAGAAGAGAAAACUGCGGCAGAGCAAUUAAGAGCUCACAUGUCAGACUUACGAUGA
This is a messenger RNA of Lipotes vexillifer (Yangtze River dolphin), 549 nucleotides long. It is a transcript of the gene SKA2, whose product is annotated as spindle and kinetochore associated complex subunit 2. Gene Ontology annotation, biological process: cell division; mitotic cell cycle; chromosome segregation. The record is from RefSeq and is a predicted model, not a curated record. Gene Ontology annotation, molecular function: microtubule binding. Gene Ontology annotation, cellular component: outer kinetochore; spindle microtubule. Lineage: Eukaryota; Metazoa; Chordata; Mammalia; Artiodactyla; Lipotidae. The transcript is spliced from 4 exons.